Messenger RNA from Mandrillus leucophaeus (drill), 1756 nucleotides. Its product is annotated as tigger transposable element-derived protein 1-like. The coding region runs from base 866 to 1663 and encodes 265 amino acids. The transcript is spliced from 3 exons. The record is from RefSeq and is a predicted model, not a curated record. Gene Ontology annotation, molecular function: DNA binding. Lineage: Eukaryota; Metazoa; Chordata; Mammalia; Primates; Cercopithecidae. Gene Ontology annotation, cellular component: nucleus.
UUCUUUAUGGCUGAAUAAAAAUCCAUGAUACGAAUACACAGCAUUUUGAUUUUCCAUCCAUUGAUGGCUAUUUGGGUCAUUUCCACCUUUUGGCUGUUAUGAAUAAUACUGGUAUGAACAUUGGUGUACACGUUUUUGUGCGGACAUUUGUUUUCAAUUCUCAUAGGUGUAUACCAAGGACUGGAAUUGCUGGGCCAAGCUUUGUGUUUUAAGGAAAAUAAAAAAUCGUGUUUUAGUUUCGUGCUGGUAAUUUGAAGUAAGCAGAUGUCUAGAUAUAAGCUUGGAAACUGGCCAGUUGGAGAUUGCUCACGGCUGCAAUUGAAGACUCCAGCAGCCUUUUCUCCUCUUUGCUUCCAUUUGGAGAGGAAGGCAUCAUAGGCUGUGUGACUUCCGUGGACGCGGGGCUUGGCACCAGCCUGCAGUUGGGAUCAAUCUUCAGUGGCGAUUUGGAGUGGGUCACGGUUCUUCCUGCCUGUCUGCCUGUUUGGUCCCUGACGUCUGCUCCCCAGGGCCCUGGCUCUUCCCCCACGCCUUCAGCCUGCACAGUCCCUUCUCUCAUUCUCAGGCUGCGGAACCUGAAAGUACAGUUUUCCCCCCUUACCCGCUGUCUCAGUUACCGGAGGUCAACCGUGGUCUGAAAAUAUUACAUGGAAAAUUCCAGAAAUAAACAAUUUAUAAAUUUUAAAUUGCACGCUGUGAUGAAAUCUCGCGCUGUGCAGCCUGGCAGUGAAUCGUCCCCUUUGUUCAGCGUCCCCACGCUGUGGGCGCUCCACACCCAUAGUCACUUAGUAGCUGGCUCGGUUAUCAGAUCGACCGUCACAGUGUCCCAGUCUAUGUGUUCAAGUCACACUUAUUUUCCGUCAUAAUGGCCCCAAAGCACAAGAGUAGUGAUGCUGGGAAUUUGGACAGGCCAAAGAGAAGCCGUAAAGUGCUUCCUCUAAGUGAAAAGGUGAAAGUUCUCGACUUAAUCAGGAAAGAAAAAAAAUCCUAUGCUGAGGUUGCUAAGAUCUACGGGAAAAAUGAAUCUUCCAUCCGUGAAAUUGUGAAGAAGGAAAAAGAAAUUCGUGCUAGUUUUGCUGUCUCACCUCCAACUGCUAAAGUGACGGCCACGGUGCGUGAUAAGUGCUUAGUUAAGAUGGAACAGGCACUGCAUUUGUGGGUGGAAGAGAUGAACAGAAAACGUGUUCCCAUUGACAGCAACGUGUUGUGCCAGAAAGCCUUGAGCCUAUACCAAGACUUCAGCAAGGGAUGCUCUGAAACUGACACCAAGCCAUUUACUGCGAGUAAGGGAUGGUUACACAGAUUCAGGCAUAGAUUCUCACAUCAUUACAAGAAGAAGAAGAAGGGGAUCAUGGCCCAGGUAGCAGUGUCCACCCUGCCCGUUGAAGAAGAGUCCUCCUCAGAGAGCAGGAUGGUGGUGACAUUCCUCGUGUCUGCCCUCGAGUCCAUGUGUAAAGAACUGGCCAAGUCCAAGGCAGAAGUGGCCUGCAUCGCAGUGUACGAAACAGACGUGUUUGUCGUCGGAACCGAGAGAGGAUGCGCUUUUGUUAAUGCCAGGACGGAUUUUCAGAAAGAUUUUGCAAAAUACUGUAGGUGUUGUAAUUUUGUCCUUUGUAUUCCCAGUCUCAAAAGGAUUGCAGGCAAGACUUCUGUAGUCUUCUAAGAUACCGUAAGCAUUCUCCUAGAAAGGAUCCUAACACAUCUUCUUGGAUUCAGCUUACCAAAUAAACACUGCUUAACACUGCAGAGUCCAAGA